GGACGACGUCACAAAAACUCCCGCCAUGUUCUUUCUGAAUUGUUAUUGAACUUGUUGAAUUUUGCACUGACGAUUAAUUACUUAUUAGAUCUACCGUCAGAACUUUAUUUUAAUAUUAUUCAAGUUUUUCUAUUCACAAGGGAACAUGUGGAACAAUCAAGGUGGAGGUUUUGAUGGAGGAGGUUUUCAGUCACCAGGCGGUUUUGGCACUCCUCAGCAGUCACAAGAAAAAAAGGGUCGUUCAAGGGCUCAGAAUGUUUUACCAUGUACAGUAGCACAGGUUUUUAAUGCAACACAUUCUGACGAAAAAUUUUAUUCAGAUGAAACGGAAAUGUUACAGGUUACAAUAGUUGGGUUAGUGAGAGCAGUAAAAGAAACACAAACAAGAUUAGAUUACGAGAUAGAUGAUAUGACUGGACCACCUAUUGAAGUAAAACAGUUUGUUGAUAAUGAUGAAAGUCUUCCAGCAGAAGAAAGGGUGCCAUCAAUGAGAGAAAAUACCUAUGUUCGUAUUUGUGGUCAUGUAAGAUCGUUUGGUGGUAAAAGAAGUGUUGUAGCCUAUAAUAUGAGUCCUAUUACUGAUAUGAAUGAGCUGACUUGUCACAUGCUAGAAAUUAUACACAGUCAUGCAUUUAAUGCUUCGUCUGGCCAAAACACGAAUCAGACAAGUUAUGGGGGUGAUAAUAAUAUGUCAAUGAAUCAAGGAUCAUACAAUAGUGGUGAUGGUGGAAAUAUAUUAGGAUUAACUCCUUUACAAAAUCAGAUUCAUCAAGUUAUCAAGAAUAAUCCAUCAGAUACAGGAGCGAGUGUUGUUUCAGUCUGUCAAACAUUACGAGGAAUACCAGAGAAAGCAAUCAAGGAUGCAAUCGACUUUCUGAGCAGUGAAGGACAUAUUUAUUCUACAAUAGAUGAAGAUCAUUACAAAGCAACUGAUGGUUGAACUUAUUUCAAAUGUGAAUCAUUAAAUCGUUGUAAAUAAACAAUCACAGAGACAGUUUUAAAUAAACCCCCCAAACUAGAAAGUAUAGUUUGGAAUAUACAUGAUGUUAUGUAAUGUGAGAAUAAGACAUUCAAUUAUAAACAUACACUUGUUAUAAAAUAUCAGUAAAGAUAUGUACAUAUA
Molecule: messenger RNA, 1123 nt
Organism: Patella vulgata (common limpet)
Lineage: Eukaryota; Metazoa; Mollusca; Gastropoda; Patellidae
Product: replication protein A 32 kDa subunit-B
Exons: 8
Coding region: 146-940 (264 amino acids)
Biological process (GO): double-strand break repair via homologous recombination; DNA replication; nucleotide-excision repair
Cellular component (GO): site of double-strand break; nucleus; chromosome, telomeric region
Molecular function (GO): DNA binding
Source: RefSeq, a predicted model, not a curated record